This is a messenger RNA of Owenia fusiformis, 2541 nucleotides long. The record is from the annotation of a GenBank genome assembly. NCBI's taxonomy places the organism in Eukaryota, Metazoa, Annelida, Polychaeta, Sabellida, Oweniidae.
AUGGAGAGGGGAUGGUUUACCACGAUGAUUAAGAAGGAUCGUGAAGAGCACAUUAAAGAUCGAGAGGAACACAUACAUUAUUGCGAGGAAGAUAUUGAAGAUCGAGAGGAACAUAUAGAUUAUUGCGAGGAACAUAUUAAAGAUCAAGAGGAACACAUGGAGUAUUGCGAGGAACAUAUUGAGGACCGAGAGAAACUUGUCAUGAUCAGAGCACAUUCAACACAACGAGAAACACAUUAAAGAUUGGGAGGAACAGUCUUUGGAAUGUGAAAAAUAAAUCGAUGGUAUUGAGGAUCACAUGGAAGAUAGAAAUGAACUCUUUGAGGAUAGAAAUGAGGAUCGUAAUGAACAUUUUGAGGACUGUGAAAACCUGUAUUGAUAGAACUAUAAAAUGACUGUAUCAUUCUGGGCAAUUCAUGUUCAUGUCUUGGGACAGAAGCACAUGAUAUCAUCAACAUCUUCCUAAACCCUUUCAUUUCAGCAUUUAUAUCACAGCCACUGUUAAAAUUGAUAAAUGAUUCCUUUUGGUUUCAUCGUGAGGUUUCAAGAGAAAGUCCAUGGUUUCAUAGACAAAUUCGGAAAUGCACAAUUUAACGUAUGAAUCAGAAUAUUAACAUCGUGGUGAUUUACAAAUGUACAUGUAGGUGGAAUAAAACACAUAUUACGUUCGAAAAAUGAUUAAAUCAAUAACACUUUUAAUAUGGCUGAUUAUUUUAUUAUCAGUUGAUCGCCACCAUGUGAAAGGUACGGCAAAAACAAUGAAGUAGCUGUCGUUAAGUUAAAUAUUAAGUUCUGUAAUGAGUCAUAUUUAUCAGUUGAUAUCGAAAUAUUACAACUCAUAAGAAACUAAUGCUAAGGACUCCAAGGGACCGACUAUUUUGAAUAAAUCAUUUGUGCAAGUUUUUCGGUUCAUAUGGUCGAAGACUCCGGAUUUUCACAUUCAUUGGCAAAAAAUAGUAUAUAGUACAGUAAGCAACAUCCGGGUAACAUUAAUAUUUUGUAAUUGGAUUUAAAAAAGGUUUUAAGUCUGAUUAUGGUAUGUUAUGUCAUGGUCGAUCCCCAGCUUUAUCUAUGCAUUAAUCGCUCUCAUUAGGCAAAAUAGAAUCAUACCAGAUUACAAAGUUCAAUUAAUUAAAUUAAUAUUAACCAGAAACACACUAUCACCGCCGUCGUAUUUCAUAAGUACUUAUUACGAAUUGAAAAUAUACUAAUACGCUAGAUUUACUCAUUUCGUGAACAUUUUGCAGGAAUAAUUGUGCAUGGAAACAUAUUCAAUAAUAAGUUCAAUAUAAGAAUAUUAAGUUAAAUAUGAAGAGUUUUAAUAUUGAUAUAUUUUGUUUGGCGUUUCUGCUAUGUAGAAUAUCGACAUCUUCAGGACAAUACCAAAGAACGGUUAUGGACAAGGUAUGCCGCACGGGGGAAUCCACGCUGUAUACCCAGGACGUAGCCGGAGUUAUCCGUCUCACAAACGGUCUUGGGUACAGGGAGAGAUACAGGUGUAGGCUGAAUAUACGCUCAGAGCCUGGAACAGGAAUCAUGUUGAGAUUUAGAAGUAUGAAUAUAAUUCCUGGUUCCGCAUUUGGGAGACCAUGUAACAGGGAUUGGUUGCAUAUUCUGAAUGGCGACAAUGUCCGGUUAACCCCUUCCUAUGGUCUCUGUGGUUCUUGGACUCCACCAAGCAGUUACGUCAGUUUUACAAACGGCAUGUCACUAGACUUUUAUGCUGGGGAUCAGGGUAUAGUCGGAACAUAUAGACAUGGAUUUGAAGUGUAUUACACAAUAUUUACAAUCUCUCCUGGACAUUGCAACACAACAAGAUACUCGUAUAGAUGUCUUGGAAAUUACCAAUGUAUCUCACCACGGUUGCGAUGCGAUGGUCUUUACAACUGCAUGGAUUUGUCUGACGAGAGCAGCAACUAUGCACGAUGCUCUAGAUGGACGGGUGGUGCAAUUGCAGGACUGGUCUUUGGAAUACUGGCGGCCAUUGCUGCCAUAAUUAUCACCGUUGUAUGUUGCUGUAGAUCUCGUGGUCGCAACAAAAAUAUGACAAGUAACUCUACAGUAGCAACUACAAACUCAAGUCAUCACAUGCCUACAUAUCAUCCCGGUUAUUCCGUACAGCAGACUACAACCACGUCAGUUAACUAUCCCACUGGAGCCGUAGCACAAGAUUUCACUCCAGCUCCGCCCGCUUAUGCCACGAUCGUUGAACCAAAUGACUAUACUAAUCCAGCAAAUGCUACAAGUGCUCCAAAUACAAGGCCAAAUGCCACGCAUGGGUAUGACAAUAUUGCAUCACCUCUACCAACAAAAACAAUGUUGCCCCAAUAGAGAAUAUUUGGUCAUUGUAAAUAAACGAUGAAGCAAUUGCAUCAAAUGUUGAACCCAAUGUCGGGCUAUGUAGUGCUGGAGAUACUGAGAUAAGUUGCAUUUGCAAAGAGCACUGUACAACAUUGGUUGCGAAUAUAUAUGACAUUGAGUGAGAAAAAACUUUUGUCAAAAAGGAAUCCCCUGAAUUACACAACCAAUAAAUGAACCUCA